Messenger RNA from Exophiala dermatitidis NIH/UT8656, 3850 nucleotides. Its product is annotated as NADH-ubiquinone oxidoreductase 78 kDa subunit, mitochondrial. Gene Ontology annotation, molecular function: iron-sulfur cluster binding; NADH dehydrogenase (ubiquinone) activity. Lineage: Eukaryota; Fungi; Ascomycota; Eurotiomycetes; Chaetothyriales; Herpotrichiellaceae. The record is from RefSeq and is a predicted model, not a curated record. Gene Ontology annotation, cellular component: membrane. The transcript has 3 exons. The coding region runs from base 133 to 2352 and encodes 739 amino acids. Gene Ontology annotation, biological process: ATP synthesis coupled electron transport.
GCGAGACAAAUGAUCUCAAAGAAACAUCUACGAGCUGGACUGCAAUUCAACCGUCGAGAGCUCCUCGUCGACGCCACCCUCCUUCCAGCAAUCUGAAAUCCAUCAUAGCUGAGACCAGCUCUACUUGCCAACAUGCGGUCUCAGCUUCUCCGCGCAGCCGCGCGCUCCAGGGCUUGCGCCCUCACCCGAAGUUCGACGCGAACGUUCGCUUCCUCUGCCCGACGGCCCGCAGACAUGGUUGAAUUGACGAUUGAUGGGAACAAGGUGUCAAUAGAGGCCGGAUCAGCUUUGAUCCAAGCCUGUGAAAAGGCUGGCGUUACGAUUCCGAGAUUUUGUUAUCAUGAAAAACUUCUUAUUGCCGGUAACUGUCGUAUGUGCUUGGUCGAAGUCGAACGAGUUCCCAAACCGGUCGCUUCCUGCGCAUGGCCCGUCCAACCGGGCAUGGUCGUCAAGACCAACUCGCCAAUGACACACAAAGCUAGAGAAGGUAUCAUGGAGUUUUUGCUCGCCAACCAUCCUCUGGAUUGCCCCAUUUGCGACCAAGGUGGCCAGUGCGAUUUACAAGACCAGUCGAUGAGAUACGGCGCGGACAGGGGUCGCUUCCACGAGGUUGCAGGCAAGCGUGCGGUUGAAGACAAGAAUAUUGGCCCGUUGAUCAAAACUUCAAUGAACCGGUGUAUCCAUUGUACGAGAUGUAUUCGAUUCGCCAACGAGAUCGCCGGUGCACCCGAGCUAGGAUCAACAGGAAGAGGCAAUACUUUGGAAAUCGGCACAUAUCUCGAGCGAAACCUGGAUACGGAACUGUCUGGCAAUGUGGCUGACUUGUGCCCCGUCGGUGCUUUGCUCACCAAGCCAGGUGCCUUCACCUACAGACCCUGGGAGCUCACCAAAUUCGAGUCGAUUGAUGUUCUGAACGCAUUGGGCUCAAAUAUCCGGGUGGAUGCUAGAGGACUAGAAGUCAAGCGGAUCCUGCCUAGAUUGAACGACGAUGUCAACGAAGAAUGGAUCGAUGAUAAGACACGAUUUGCGCUGGACGGCUUGAAAACACAAAGAUUGACUACACCAUUAAUCCGAAGAGACGACAAAUUUGUGCCGGCCACCUGGGAACAAGCGCUCACUGAGAUUGGAAAUGCCUACCUCAGGUUGAAACCUGCCGAGAACGAGUUCAAGGCCAUUGCUGGACACUUGAUUGAGACAGAGUCACUAGUCGCCAUGAAGGAUCUGGCCAACCGGUUGAACUCGGAGAACCUCGCCCUCGACCAACCUGGCGGCAGCGCCCCGAUCGCGCACGGCGUUGAUGUUCGAUCGAACUACCUCUUCAACUCCAAGAUCUUCGGCGUCGAAGAUGCAGAUGCCAUGUUGAUUAUUGGCAGCAACCCCCGAUGGGAAGCCGCCGUCUUGAAUGCCCGUAUCCGCAAGCAAUGGCUCCGAGCACCCCUCGAAAUUGGUUAUAUUGGCGAAGACUUCGAAAGUACCUUCCAGUAUGAAAACCUGGGUAAGGACGCCAACGCCGUGAAGAAGGCCCUCGCUGGCGACUUUGGCAAGAAGCUGGCAUCAGCAAAGAGACCUAUGAUCAUUGUGGGCAGUGCUAUUGCCGAACACCCUGACGCGGCCGCCAUCUUUGAAAUGGUCGGCAGCUUUGUGGACAAGCACCAGGCCAACUUCAACACCGACGAGUGGCAGGGUUACAAUGUUCUCCAGCGUGCCGCUUCCCGCGGCGGUGCUUACGAAGUCGGCUUCACCACGCCGUCGCAGAAGGUGGCCGAGACCAAACCCAAGAUGGUGUGGCUGCUGGGUGCCGACGAGAUCUCCGAAGCAGACAUUCCCAAGGAUGCGUUUGUGAUCUACCAAGGUCAUCACGGUGAGACCGGUGCACAGCUUGCUGACGUCGUCCUGCCUGGUGCCGCGUACACCGAGAAGUCCGGCACGUACGUCAACACCGAAGGUCGUGUUCAGCUUACGCGGGCCGCGGUCUCAUUGCCCGGCGCAGCAAGGACGGACUGGAAGAUAAUCCGCGCCGCAUCCGAGUUCUUGGGUGUUCCACUACCCUAUGACGACCUGGAAGUUCUCCGCGACCGUUUAGAGGAGAUCAGCCCGGCUCUUCGACGCUACGAUUCACUGGAGCCAACCACUCUGGCCAGCUUGAGCAAAGUCCAACUCGUGGAUGCUAACAAGGGAGCCAAAACCUCGGGCAAGCCGUUUGAAUUGCCCAUUAAGGACUUUUACAUGACCGAUGUCAUUUCGAGAAGUUCUCCCACAAUGGCCCGCUGCUCGGCCGUCAAGAAGACCGGCAACCCAGAGACCAACUUCAUGGCCCCCGGCGAGCCGGACCCUCAAAUAUCGUACGGAUGACAAAUGAAGAAUACGGCAAACCCAGAAAAAGGAAAGAAUUGGGAAAGAAACCAUUUUGCAUUUUUCAACUACUACCAUCGGUUGAAAGCGGGAGUUUUGUUUUGGGUUGGCCGUCUUUUACACCACUUUAAAGUUAGGGUUUUGGGACCGUGCCGGUUCGUUGUCAAUGGCCUUUGGCUUCGGCUCACCAUGGUCAAACUCAACAUCAUCAUGAUCCUGGUCCGGUCCACGGGAUAUCGCAGAGGAUGGACGAUCCUUCUUUCUCUUCAAACGCUCUAUUUUGCUGUGCUGCGGGGCCUUCAAGAGAAGAAAAGGAAGGAGAUGGAGAAGGCCAGUGCUUUCGGGUUCCCCGAACAACCCCCAAGAGCAGCCUCACGGACUACUGUUAGCUUACCUUACAGUAGCUACGCCUAUGGACCAUCUAUGUACAGCAAAGCUAGCCUGCUGGCCGCGGCUGGGAUGAUGAAUGUAGAAAAAUGAACCACUGCAAAUUAUUUGCAAACUUGAACCUUCAGUGACCAAGUAUUCCCAGUAGUGGUACAUCAAUGUAAGGCGCUCAAGAAAGGCAUUCGUGCAAAGUACUAUUAUUAGUACGGUAUUAUAUGCUAACACUGCUGUACUGCAGCGCCUUUCAAGUUUUCAUUACUUGAUACUAUUCCUUUUCCAUCCUUUCCCGGUACCUUCAUCAACCAACAUGAGGCCCAUGGAACUCCUGCUGCUCCUGCUGCUGCUGUCGUCGCAACUCGGCAACCUCGUCUCCAUCACCCUCUUCAUCAUCAUCGUCGUCGUCAUCAUAAUCUUCGUCUUCAUCACUACUGCCAGCCUGGUAACUGCGGCCAUCAGGGCCAUCAGGACCAUCAGGACCUUCGACUUCGGGUCUGCGCCGUUUCUCAAAGUCCUGGGCAUGUGCGCUGGCGAUGACCGUGCCGACGCGCUGCAGAGCCCGCAUACCAGGCGUGCGUGGUGUCGGCGGACCCCCGGAAGGCCACUUGCGGUGACGCAGUGACGGAGACGAAGCGGCCGUGGUGGCAGUAGGGUAUCGUUCCACGUCAACGCCAGUCGCGUGCUGCGGCUGGUGUUCAUAAUCUUCAUGUUGUGCGAUGGGUUCUUCGCCUGGCGCUGUCGUGGAGGGCUGUUGUUGCUCUUGCUGUUGCUGUUGAAGUCGCUGUUGAGCAGGUGAAGCGGUCUUGCUUGCCAUUUCGGGCGAUUCGGGGAUUUCAUAAGGUAGCGGGAUGUCUCUGGAGGCACGGAACUUGCCUACGUUGUUGCAGUGUUCGUUCUCGACUCGGAACAGAGACCACAUGCCUCGACGGAGGACUUCGGCCAAACUAACAAAAAAGGACAACAGCGCCGAGUGUUGCAAGUCCCUGGUGAAUAUCGCGUACAAAAUCCACUGCUGUCUAAGCACCACAUCCGCCACUAUGGCAAAAUAGUAGAAUGAAGCUUUCUUGUACGCGAGCUGGUCGCGCAGGAACGGAUGCUUGGCCCAAGGGUUCCC